Paramecium sonneborni is the source of this 650-nucleotide messenger RNA. The record is from the annotation of a GenBank genome assembly. NCBI's taxonomy places the organism in Eukaryota, Ciliophora, Oligohymenophorea, Peniculida, Parameciidae.
AUGACUGAUGACGAUUCUAAUCAAGCUAUUCUUGCAAUCACAAAAGUAGGAUGCAUGAUUGCUUUUUUUAUGUUAAUUCUAAUUGUAGGGAGCCUUCCUAUCCGACUGAAAGCAUUCAAAUCAAAUAAGGUAUAAGUAGCAUAUGAAAAGUUCAGAAACUUUUAGCAUAUAUGGGAGCAUUUUCUGGUGGUUUAUUUUUAGCAGUAGGAUUAGUUCAUUUGUUACCAGAGGCAGCAGAGAAUUUUGAAUAGUAUUAUGAGGAUGAUGAAGAGCAUUUUCCAUUUGCCUAUGCUAUAUCAAUAGCUAGUUUUUCACUAAUUCUUUUUAUUGAAAAAAUAAUAACAGNUUUAUAUUUGGACGGAUGGUAGACAAUAUGAAGGAUUUUAUUUGAAUGAUAAAAAACAUGGUUAUGGAAUCUAUGUUUGGCCAGAUGGAAGAGUAUUUGGAAUAUUAUUAUUUAGAAAUAUGAUGGUUAUUGGUUAAAUGGAAAAUAAUCUGGAAAUGGUAGGUAUGUAUUACAGAAUGGUAAAAGCUAUCUUGGGCUAUGGUAAGAUGGAAAAAGAAUUAGAUGGUUAGAUUAAUCAGAAUAUAAUAUAGAUUUAAGACCUAAAGAUUGGAAUUCAUAUGUAUAGCCAUCUAUGCCAGAAUGA